Molecule: messenger RNA, 1527 nt
Organism: Ramularia collo-cygni
Lineage: Eukaryota; Fungi; Ascomycota; Dothideomycetes; Mycosphaerellales; Mycosphaerellaceae
Product: related to 3-phytase A precursor
Exons: 3
Coding region: 1-1527 (508 amino acids)
Molecular function (GO): acid phosphatase activity
Source: RefSeq, a predicted model, not a curated record
AUGGAAGUCCACUAUUCAUUGCCCGCCUCGCGGCGGAGGUAUAAGGGUGGGUAUGAGCGCCUCCACGGCUCACUCGCUCCAACUCGAGAGCGACUACUUCGCAGACGAAGUGUGCACAUUGCCGUCAUGGUGCUUUCAUUGACUGCCAUUGCCGCUUUCUUGGUCUCUGGCUCCUUGGCCAAUAUAUCCAUUCUCAAUACGCCUGGCUCUUCCUGUGACUCCGUACAGCAUGGCUACCAAUGUCAGCCUGAGAUCUCGCAUUUUUGGGGUCAAUAUAGCCCAUUCUACAGCGUAGACUCCGCCAUUUCUAGCGAUGUGCCACCAUCUUGCAGCAUCACAUUCGCACAGAUUCUGUCACGGCACGGUGCCCGUGAUCCAACUGCAACAAAGACGAAAGUCUACAAUGCAACUAUCCAAAAAGUCCACGCCAAUGCAAAAGCAUACCCAGACAAAUAUGCCUUUCUUGCAGACUACCAGUACUCUCUAGGAACUGAUCAGCUCACACUUUUUGGACAGCAGGAGAUGAUCAAUUCGGGAGCCAUGUACUACGAACGCUAUGAGCAGCUUGCGAGCCACGUUACACCAUUCAUUAGGACUGCAUCAGAAGCACGCGUGGUGCAAUCGGCCCAGAAUUGGACCCAGGGCUUCCACAAGGCGAAGGUCGAUGACAAGUUCAACGUCAGUCGUGACUCUGCUUACCCAUAUCCCAUGGUCGURAUAUCGGAAGCAGAUGGCUCUAAUAACACCCUUAGUCACGGCCUUUGUACUGCAUUUGAGGAUGGUCCAGACUCCUCUAUCGCUUCGAAAGCUCAGAGUACUUGGGCGAAGGUCUUCAUCCCUCCGAUCCAAUCACGGCUGAACUCCGAUCUGCAAGGUGCGAAUUUGACCAUAACUGAGACGGUAUACAUGAUGGACAUGUGCCCCUUUAACACCGUCGCUUCGCGGAGUGGAGACAUCUCUCCAUUCUGUGCGCUCUUCAGUGAGGAAGAGUGGCACCAGUACAGCUACUACCAGACGUUGAACAAGUACUAUGGCUACGGUAAUGGCAAUCCUCUAGGCCCGACCCAAGGAGUUGGUUUCACAAAUGAACUCAUAGCGCGUAUGACCAACCAGCCCGUUGAAGACCACACAUCUACAAACCACACACUGGACGAUGACCCUGCCACAUUCCCACUCCGUCGUCAGCUCUACGCCGAUUUCAGCCACGAUAACGACAUGACUGCUAUCUUCUCGGCCGUUGGAUUGUACGAAGAAGAAGUCCCACUUUCGAACACUACCUUGACAGAAGCGCCACAGGCCAACGGAUAUAGCGCGACCUGGACUGUACCGUUUGCCGCUCGAGCGUACUUUGAGAAGAUGGAGUGCACGGGAUCGAAAGAGGAACUUGUUCGUGUCAUCAUCAACGAUCGCGUCCUUCCUUUGACCCAGUGUGGAGGCGAUCGAUUGGGUCGUUGCACUCUUUCCAGAUUCGUAGACUCUUUGAGCUUUGCAAUGGGCGGUGGUCGCUGGGAUCAAUGCUUUGCGUGA